CAUGCGGGAGAUGAUGCGGUUUCCAGUUACAGCGCAGGGAUCACAGCAGACGCGGCCGCCCCAGAAGCACUAUGGUAUCACUUCUCCUAUCAGCCUUGCAUUCCCCAAGGAGUCCGACAGCACCCUUACACAGAAACUUGUUGAAACUCUGAAGCCUUUUGGGGUCUUUGAAGAGGAAGAGGAGCUGCAGGGCAGGAUUUUAAUUUUGGGAAAAUUAAAUAACCUGGUAAAAGAGUGGAUACGAGAAAUCAGUGAAAGCAAGAAUCUUCCACAAGAUGUAAUUGAAAAUGUUGGCGGAAAGAUUUUUACAUUUGGAUCUUACAGGUUAGGAGUACACACAAAAGGUGCUGAUAUUGAUGCAUUGUGUGUUGCACCAAGACAUGUGGAUCGAAGUGACUUUUUCACCUCAUUUUAUUAUAAAUUGAAAUUACAGGAAGAAGUAAAAUAUUUAAGAGCUGUGGAAGAGGCCUUUGUGCCUGUCAUCAAACUGUGUUUUGAUGGGAUAGAGAUUGAUAUUUUGUUUGCAAGAUUAGCACUGCAGACUAUUCCAGAAGACUUGGACUUACAAGAUACCAGUCUGCUUAGAAAUUUAGAUAUAAGAUGCAUAAGAAGUCUUAAUGGUUGCAGGGUAACCGAUGAAAUUUUGCAUCUAGUACCAAACAUUGACAACUUCAGGUUAACUCUGAGAACUAUCAAACUGUGGGCCAAACGCCACAACAUCUAUUCCAAUAUGUUAGGUUUCCUCGGUGGUGUUUCCUGGGCUAUGCUAGUAGCAAGAAUUUGCCAGCUUUAUCCAAAUGCAAUAGCAUCAACUCUUGUACAUAAAUUUUUCUUUGUAUUUUCUAAAUGGGAAUGGCCAAAUCCAGUGCUAUUGAAACAGCCUGAAGAAUGCAAUCUUAAUUUGCCUGUGUGGGACCCAAGGGUAAAUCCCAGUGAUAGGUACCAUCUUAUGCCUAUAAUUACACCAGCCUACCCACAGCAGAACUCUACGUACAAUGUGUCUGUUUCAACACGCAUGGUCAUGGUUGAGGAAUUCAAGCAAGGUCUUGCUAUCACAGAUGAAAUUUUUAUGAGUAAGGCAGAGUGGUCCAAACUUUUUGAAGCUCCAAGCUUCUUUCAAAAGUACAAGCAUUAUAUUGUACUUCUAGCAAGUGCACCAACAGAAAAACAGCACCUCGAAUGGGUGGGCUUGGUGGAAUCAAAAAUCCGCAUCCUGGUUGGAAGCUUGGAGAAGAACGAAUUCAUCACACUGGCACAUGUGAACCCCCAGUCCUUCCCAGCACCCAAAGAAAACCCCGACAAGGAAGAAUUUGGUACAAUGUGGGUGAUCGGGUUAGUGUUUAAGAAAAUCGAAAACCUCAAUGUUGAUCUCACCUAUGAUAUUCAGUCUUUCACCGCUACAGUUUAUAGGCAAGCAAUAAACAGCAAGAUGUUUGAGGUGGAUAUGAAAAUCACUGCAAUGCAUGUAAAAAGAAGGCAACUCCAUCAGCUGCUCCCUAAUUAUGUGCUAAAGAAAAAGAAAAAUCAUUCAGCAGAAGGGGUCAGAUUGGCAACUUUGAAUGACAACAGCCUCAACUUGUCCCUGGACAGUGACAACAGCGUGUCUGUGCCUUCACCCACUAGUGCUAUGAAGACCAGUCCAUUGAACAGUUCUGGCAGCUCUCAGGGCAGAAACAGUCCCACUCCGGCUGUAACAGCUGCCUCUGUGACCAACAUCCCGGCUCCUGAGGUUUCUGUACCACAAGUCAAUUCCAGUGAGAGCUUAGGGGGCACAUCGAGUGAAAGCAUUCCUCAAACUGCCACACAGCCAGCCAUUUCUCCACCACCAAAGCCUACGGUCUCCAGAGUCGCUACUUCAACAUGUCUGGUAAACCAGCCACCUAGAACUUCAGGAAACACAACAAAAAUACCUAGUCCUGUAGUAGGAGUCAAGAGGACAUCCCCCCCACAUAAAGAAGAGAGUCCUAAGAAAGCAAAAACAGAAGAGGAACAACUUGAUACCGAGACAAGUACGACUCCAUCAGAGACUCUUCAGACGGUGGCUGCCCUGCUGGCCUUGCAGAAAACAUCCAGUACAGACCUUUCUGAUAUCCCUGCCCUCCCUGCGAAUCCUAUUCCUAUUAUCAAGAAUUCUAUAAAACUGAGAUUGAACCGGUAA
Molecule: messenger RNA, 2158 nt
Organism: Elephantulus edwardii (Cape elephant shrew)
Lineage: Eukaryota; Metazoa; Chordata; Mammalia; Macroscelidea; Macroscelididae
Product: poly(A) polymerase alpha-like
Exons: 1
Coding region: 2-2158 (718 amino acids)
Cellular component (GO): nucleus
Molecular function (GO): poly(A) RNA polymerase activity; RNA binding
Source: RefSeq, a predicted model, not a curated record